Messenger RNA from Oreochromis aureus, 5963 nucleotides. RefSeq names its product oxysterol-binding protein-related protein 11. Bases 291 to 2447 code for a protein of 718 amino acids. Gene Ontology annotation, cellular component: membrane; cytosol; intracellular membrane-bounded organelle. The record is from RefSeq and is a predicted model, not a curated record. NCBI's taxonomy places the organism in Eukaryota, Metazoa, Chordata, Actinopteri, Cichliformes, Cichlidae. Gene Ontology annotation, molecular function: sterol binding. The transcript is spliced from 13 exons.
ACCGUGUCCCCAACAGAAGCCAGUAAAUAUCAGGCGAGCUAGCAGUCUGUUAGCUACUCCCAGUUCCAGUAGAGCAGACCAUGUUUUUUCAGCUGUCAUCAGCCAGUUAUCAGUCCAACGUGUCUAGCCUGUGCGGUGGUGCUUUUCGUUAAGCGAUGAGCUCCCAGUAAGAGAGACUCCGUCCUUUACAAAAAAAAAAGAAAAAUCAGCCCUGUAGCGACUUGGCUGGCUUUACAGGUUAGCUUAGCGCUAGCAAGCUGCGUCCAGAGGAGGUGUCGUUGCUAGUGACUAUGCAAGGGGAAACCACGACGAUCCGAAUCACGGAAAACGAAGGCAAGCUGGAUGUAUACCCCCAGAACAGGACCCCGAGCUCGGGGAGAGCGAGUGCCAAAAGCUGGCAGUACAGCGAUCACAUGGAGAAUAUUGAUGGCUACCUGAUGAAAUACACCAACCUGGUGACAGGCUGGCAGUACAGGUUCUUUGUCUUGAACAAUGAGGCGGGCCUGCUUGAGUAUUUCGUCAAUGAGCAGUCACGGCCACAGAAGCCCCGUGGCAUGCUCCCUUUGGCGGGGGCUGUUAUUUCCCCGAGUGAUGAGGACUCGCAUACCUUCACUGUCAAUGCCAUCAGCGGGGAGCAGUACAAGCUCAGGGCCUCUGAUGCCAAAGAGAGGCAGCACUGGGUCAGCAGGCUACAGAUCUGCACGCAGCACCACACAGAGGCCAUGGGGAAGAGUCAGCCUCCGUCAAAGUCCCGGAGUUACUCCACAGCGUCUCAGGGCAGCGGCAGCUCCCCGAUGUCCAUGCGCCGGCCCAGCCAAAACCCCGCCUCUAUGUUCGGCUGGUCGCAGGUCAGAGGCUCGUCGGCCUACUCCAGUAAGAGGUCCCUGCUGCCCGACCACCUGAUGGACGCAAGAGAGAUGAUGAGCCAAGCCCAGGGCCAGCACAAGGACCUGAUCCAGGGCAUUGAGGGCCUGCCUGCGACUCCUGGCCUUUCCCCCCUGGACCAGGACCUGCUGAUGCUCAAGGCCACUUCCAUGGCCACCAUGAACUGCCUCAACGAGUGCCUGCACAUCCUCCACCUGCAGCAGAUGGCCCGACAGAGAAGCUCCCUGGGAGGACCCACCAUCGAGUGGCUGGAGCCCAAACUGCCAGACAUCCUGAAGAAUGGCAGCAGCUCCCUGGGCAGCUUCGCGACGGGGGAGGGCCCGCUGGAGGGGAACCGCUUGGAGCUCAGCAGCCCCGAGUCCUGCAACUUCUCCGGGGAACAGGAAGACAUAGAUGCAGAGGAUGAAUUGGAGGACUCCUUCACGGACAAGGAGGAGGACCUGGGUGCCGUGGAGGAGGAACGCAGCGUCAUCCUACACCUGCUGUCGCAGCUGAAGCUGGGGAUGGACCUCACGCGGGUGGUCCUCCCCACCUUCAUCCUCGAGAAGCGCUCUCUGCUGGAGAUGUACGCAGACUUCAUGUCCCAUCCGGACCUCUUUGUGACCAUCACAGACGGCAGCAGUCCGGAGGACCGCAUGGUCCGGUUUGUGGAGUACUACCUCACCUCCUUCCACGAGGGCCGCAAAGGCGCCAUUGCCAAAAAACCCUACAACCCCAUCAUUGGUGAGACCUUCCACUGCUCCUGGAAGGUGCCCAAGAGACCAGACGCCUCCAAUGAGCCUUCACAGGGAAGCUCCGACCCCACUGCUUCCAGCCAGGACUCCUACCAAGUGCGCUUUGUGGCGGAGCAGGUUUCCCAUCAUCCCCCUGUGUCUGGUUUCUACGCCGAAUGCCAGGAGAGGCGGAUGUGUGUCAACACGCAUGUGUGGACCAAGAGCAAGUUCAUGGGCAUGUCCAUUGGAGUAUCGAUGGUGGGGGAAGGUUGUCUGUAUUUGCUGGAGCACGAUGAGGAGUACACCUUCACGCUGCCCUGCGCCUAUGCUCGCUCCAUCCUCACCGUUCCCUGGGUGGAACUUGGCGGCAAAGUCACCAUCAACUGCGCCAAGUCGGGUUACUCGGCAGUCAUUACUUUUCAGACUAAACCGUUUUAUGGAGGCAAAUUACACAAGGUGACAGCAGAGGUGAAGCACAACUCCACCAAUGCAGUGGUGUGCCGCGUACAAGGCGAGUGGAACGGCGUUUUGGAGUUCAGCUUCACUAACGGAGAGACGAGAAUGGUCGACGUCACCAGGCUGCCUGUGACAAAGAAGCACGUGCGGCCAAUAGAGAAGCAAGGACCGACUGAAUCCAGACGCCUGUGGCAGCACGUGACUGAGGCUUUGCGGCAGAAAGACAUCGAGAAAGCCACUGAGCAUAAGAGGGUCCUCGAGGAGAGGCAGCGGACAGAAGAGAGGCACCGUGUCGAGACAGAAACCCCCUGGAGGACCCGAUACUUUGACAGAGAGGGUGAAGGUUGGGUUUAUCACAAGCCACUUUGGAAAAACUCUACAUUCAAAUCCUAGUUUCUUCAGCCCCCCCUAUCUUGGAUGUUGAUAUUGUAGAUUCAGGAGUGUGUGUGUGUGUGUGUGUGUUUGUGAGUGUGCCGGAGUGUGUCUGCGUGCACACACGCAUGUGACCGUUGGUUAUGAAAUGAAAAGCAUGACCUGCACUGACGUACAGAUGAAUGCGACACUGAGGGGGGAGAAGGACCGAGACGGCAUGACUGAAGGUGUUCUCGAAUCUCUCACAUGAUGUUCAGGAAGAGUACAAGUUUUUGUACUGCGGAUUAGGUUUUUUUUGUUUUGUUUUUUUUAUAAUCUAAUGUCAAUGAAAACAUAUUCUUGUAGAGGUAAUGGUACUCUAUUUACACAGCCUUAAGAUGAUCUGAUGAAUGAUACUCUGUUUGGACUCGGAUGAUCCGCCUGGAUAUGGAUUCUUCUUCUUCUCCUCUUUUUAAACUGUGGUCUCACCUGAGGAUAAAGUGACUUUUGGUGAAUAUCUUCUUUAAAUAGGAAAGAAAACCCCCAAGUAUACAUCUCGUAAAGCUGAAUCUGUGUAUUUGAGCUGAUAAAACAGAAGUCAAUCCCUCUGUCACUGGAUGUAUUUAAAUACUUGUGGUGUUUUGAUCUGAGCAGUACAGAAACAUUUGGUGGAUGCCUCCCAGAGUAAUUAUUAAACAGGGGGUAAUUUCCCAGAGUAUAUACAUAAAAUAGCACACUGAGCAGUGCUUACAGAAAUUUACGUACUUUAAAAUGACAGAUUUAAAGAAAAGAACUAAAAAUUAAAAAAUAACGGCAUCUGAAUACUGAACACUGAAUUCACUCACUGUUUACUGUAGACUGCACUACGUUUACUGUGUUUACUCUUAUUAUGGCAGUUGCAAAGUGAAAUCUGUUGCAAAGACAGUGCACUAGAAUUGCUUUAGUUUCUAGCAUGUUGGUUAUAGUUUGCUUGGAAGACACCAACUUGUCUGCAAACACUUUGCAAUGGCUCUCUGAGCAGUAGUGAAACUAUGAAGAGUGCAAAACAAGCCUGAAAUAGAAACUGCUCACCCUCAAGGUGGAAGUUGAGUCCUUUAAAACGUUUUCAGUGGUAAGGUGCACGUUUACUGUCUAUAUCCGGUUUGCGUCACACUCCCAAUUCGUAGUUUCACUCCUGCUUAGAGACUAGUUGGAGACUGUUUGGAUAACACCCAACAUUUCUUUGCACCAACUACUCACGACUGCAACUUUUCACAGAAGCAAUAACAAAGAGGUUAUUGGUGCAGCACCAUAUAUCGCUUUGCGAUCAGUUUCACCUUGUAACUGCUGGGAACCACUCCCCAAACAGUUUGGAAAUAUACCCCCCUCCCCCAGUGACGAGAGGUUGCCUGGGGUUUCCAGGCGUGCAUAAGAGGCCUAAGAUGACCUUGGUGGCAUCACUAUGACUCUAUUAGGGUUAUUUUUUUAAAUCAUAAAAUUUAGUGAACGCUCCCCAUUAAGCUGUAAGCAGAUCUUUUUUUAGGGUUUGGUGAUGGGUAAAAUUCUCCAACUGUUCCAAAUAGUUACCGUGUCCAGUAGUGGGUGAUGUGUUUGUGCAACAUUUCCUCAGUAAUGCAUUGUGCCACGAGGUUUCCUUAACAUCAACUGUACUUUUCCAGAGGGGUGUACUACAAAGCAAGUCCAACAACCUAAAAACAUGUUCACAGAUGAUCUGUUUUACUAAUCAACUUUGUUAACCCAGACCGCUUUAGGAUCUGUGCUUCGAAUGUUAUUGGAUUUCAUGACUUAAAUAAUCUGAUAUAUUGGUUAAUUUUUCUCAAGAUUUCCCUAAUGUUUGUUAUGUAUGAUUAUUUAUUAGCCCUUACUAAGGGCAUAUAAUAUUGCAGUUCAAAAAAAAUCUCGUUUUAUUAUCACAAGUAAUUGAUUACUCUGUUUCAGUCUGGUUGGAUCAGUUGGUUAUUGUUUGUGGCUUCCAACACGUUGCCAGCAGGGAAGUUGCAGAGUGCCCUCUGGUGGACAUGCAACAUCAACCCCUGGAAAGGUUGAAGGGUGUUUCUCUCAUUUCUUUCUUCCUUACUUUAUCACAUUUUCAUUUUAACAGUUAUUAAUGGCAACAGAUUAGCAAAUCGCUGACAUUAGCUAAUAGCUGAGAUGAGCCACUAGCUAAGAUUAGCGCUGCUCUGAAAAUAACCUGCUCCACACCAGGUUGUUUGGCAUAAGUUGCCAUGGUGAUUUAUCCAGUUUAAAAAACAAACAAAAAUAACAGCCCCCCCACACACACACACACACACCUUUGUGAUGUGCUGUGCUGUGCUGAAGACUAAACUUAACUUGUUAUCCUUUAAUCUUGCUUCAUAGUGCGCCCUCAGAUCUGUAUAGCGGAAGGAGGCACCACCUUGUGGCACUAUUCAGCAAUUGCACUUUACAAGCUACAUAUUUCUCAAGGAGACAGACCACUAAAAGAACAAAACUUGCACAUUGACACUCCCAAUGUAAGUGCUUAGUAGUGCAUUUGUGAGCAACUAUGAUGCAGGGUUUUAGGUAAGUAGGUCAGACCAAAAAACAGUGUUUUAAAAGAGCUAAAUGAGCACGUAACCAGCCAACAUGUACACUGAAUUUAACGCCAAGUUUAAUCAGUGUACGCCCUCGUUGAUGCUCACUAUAAAUUCCUUUAGAAACACAAAAAGUUUCCUUUCAGAGCUUCAGCUCUCAAUUUAAUGCUGAAUGCUGUUAAUAUUGAUGUUUUUUUUUUUGACAAGUUCACAUUGCUGGAAUAGCAUGUUGUAGACUGAAAAUUAGCAAAUUUUAUUAAAAAUUUAAAUGAUUCAGUCACAGGUGAAUGCUUCUAAAAAGGACAAAAAAAAUGCUAUGCCACUCUUCAUGUCUUUUGCCUUUUUUCUUUGUGGUUUUGCAGUGUUUGGAAAAGUCCUGCAGCAUGAUUGCAAACUCGCUUAAGUUUCCUAAUGUCUGUUGUGAAAGCUUUUAACCAAAUUUGCUUCCUUUUGUAAUGUAAAUAAAUAUUUUCUUUAAGUGUGUGUCCAUCCCCGAGCUUGCCCUUCUUAUUUCUGGAGUCACUUUGAGUACUUCAUGUUCAAUCAGUAUUUGUUUUCCACUUUGAUUCCACUCUACCGUGCUGUGAUGUAUACAUGAUAUCCUGUAUGUAUCGCCUCCCUGCUAAAGCAACACGUUCUGAAAGCAGAAAGCCACCCUGCCAUUGAUAAGCUACCCCCUUCAAAUCUUGGUGCCUUAUGCAAACUCUUCAUGUGCGUGUGCCUUCCAGCAAGGAGCACGGCACUCAUCACCUACUUAUCUGACCGAUGCAAUGAUGUAUGUAUUGUUAACGUGUGUUUGAUUUCUUUUUCUUUUUUGGGUUUAUUUUUAAAAUCAAUGCUCGACGUCGAGACUUCGACUGAGCACUUUUACUGACGGUUUUGACGUCCUCCUGGUUUUUGGAUUCUGCUGGUUGUCUUGCAGGUCUCUGAAAUGCACUGAAGGAAACCUGGUGUGGGGGAAAAAAUGGAUGUGUGAGAUAAUCUAAUAAAUGGCGUAUCACUUGUA